Chilo suppressalis (striped riceborer) is the source of this 6898-nucleotide messenger RNA. NCBI's taxonomy places the organism in Eukaryota, Metazoa, Arthropoda, Insecta, Lepidoptera, Crambidae. The record is from the annotation of a GenBank genome assembly.
AUUCAGUGUCACAUUCGAUUUUGAAGGGACCGUUUGUCUCAUUCGGAACGAAAUAUUAUAUUUUUCUAGGAUUUAUGCUAUUAACAUUGUGAACUUAUUGAUAUACGACGUUAUUCUUAGUGUGAUUCUUGUGUGGUGUUGUAAUAAUUUUAAAAAUAAUAGUUUCAGUCAGUGUUUUAAUUUUUUUGUACAUUUUAUCCCACUCCGUAUUUGUGUACACAUGUGAUCGAUAUAAUUGGCGAAUUUUCCGUUUUUGAGGAUCGCAGGAGGAUGAGGCCAUAACUUCACACGCGAGACACAGACAGCAGCCAGGAUGGAGGAGCGCGAGGCUGACGAUGGGCCGGGCGUGCCCGACAUGACGAUGAUGCCGCAGAUCACCGAGCCGGCCAUCAACGACAACCUGAAGCGCCGCUACAGACACGACCUGGUCUAUACUUACACGGGUUCCAUUCUAGUCGCAGUGAAUCCCUACAAGGAACUAGGAUGUUACACGACGGAGCACAUGCAAAAUUACAGGGGAAAAGCCUUCGGCAGUCUUCCACCACACGUGUUCGCGUUGGCCGAAUCUGCUUACAGCUCUUUGCAGAAUGGCGAGAAGAACCAAUCAGUGGUGAUAUCUGGUGAAAGUGGCGCAGGGAAGACUGAAACAACCAAACUGAUUCUGCAAUACCUGUGCGCCGCUGGAGGACAGGCGUCCUGGGCCGAACAGCAAAUCCUAGAAGCGAACACCGUCUUGGAAGCUUUUGGUAACGCGAAAACCGUGCGCAACGACAACUCCUCUCGUUUCGGCAAGUUCGUGGAAGUCCGCUUGGAUCAUCGCGGCGGCAUCAAGGGCGCUGUCCUCAGGGACUUCUUGCUGGAGCGGGCCAGGAUCACCGGCCCCGCGCCCCGGGAGACCAACUACCAUGUGUUCUACCAGCUGGUCGAGGGAGCUAAGCACAACGUAGAGCUCCGGUCGACGCUACGUUUACGCGACGAUAUUCAGUACAAGUAUCUGACGCCCGAAGAAGACGGUGCCCGCAAAGGUCGAGCGAGCGAGCAAGGAAAGCUUGAAGCGCUGCAACUAGCGCUGACAGUGCUGCAGGUGCCGCCCCACAUGUGCGAGGGGCUGUUUAAAGUACUCGCAGCGGUUCUGUGGCUUGGGAACAUACAGUUCCAGGACGUCGACGGAGAGCGCACAACCCUAGCACCGGAGGACGCGGAGGCGGUGGACGCGGUGGCAACCCUGCUAGGGCUGGCGCCUCCCACCGCCCAGCGAGUGUUGCUGGAACGACAAAUCAACGUCCGUGGAAAUGUCACUGAUAUACCGCUACGGUUGCCUGAAGCGCGCGAAAAUCGUCACGCCAUGGCGCGAGCGUUGUAUUCGCGAACGUUCGCGUGGCUUGUUCGCCACGUGAACAGUACGUCGGCACCCGGACGGGAAGCGCCGCGAGCACUCGGCGUUCUAGACAUAUUCGGCUUCGAGAACUUCGCGUGCAACUCACUCGAACAACUCUGCAUCAACUACGCCAACGAAAAGCUGCACAUGUUCUUCAAUAACUACGUGUUUGCUCUGGAACAAGAAAUCUACCGUCAAGAGGGAAUAGUGUACAACCAAAUCCAGUUCACAGACAACGCUGCCUGUCUGGAACUUUUAGAAAAACCGCCUAGGAGUUUGCUCAAAUUGCUGAGCGAACAAUGUCACAUGCCAAAGGGAUCCGACGGUGCCUACCUUACCAACAUCCAAGGUGAAUUCGGCGAACACCAAAGCUUCGUGAAAGGCUCCCGUAGAAAAUGGGAGGAAGAGUUCGGAGUCCAACAUUACGCCGGGGCAGUGACGUACAGUGUCCAAGGGUUCGUUGACAAGAAUCGGGACACACAACAAGACGCCUUCAUUGAUCACUUGAGCAGAUCUGCUAACCCUUUUGUGAGGGAACUUGCUGAUUAUGUGCAAGAGUUGGCACCGCCUGGGCAUGAUAUAUCACUCUCGAGUCCUAAUUCCACCGGCACUACUCAGAGAGGCACCUCCAAAGGUCGCCCGACAGUGGUGGACACUUUCAGGGCUCAACUACAGUCUCUAGUCGACAUGCUACAAGCCACCGAUGUUUGGUACGUCCGCUGCAUAAAGCCCAACGAGAACAAGGAGGCGGGUCGGUACGACGAUCAACUAGUACUGGAGCAACUACGUUACCUCGGAAUGAACGAGAUAGUUCGCAUCCGUCGCGAUGGAUAUCCCGUGCACCUGCCCGCGCCACACUUCCAGGCGAGAUACCGCUGCCUGUUGCCGCACCCGAGACCCGAGCGGCCUGAGCCUGCUACUAUCAUGGCAGUAGUGCAAGCGCCCAAAGACGACUGGCAGAUCGGCCACACGAAAAUUUUCAUGCGGAGCUCCGUACACUCGCCGCUCGAAGCUAAGAGAACGUUCCUCCUUCAGUCCUCCGCAUUGCUUUUGCAAAAGUGGUACAAGGGCUCAAUAAAACGCCGUCAAUACCUCCAAUGGCGGAACGCCGUCAUAGUCCUACAGUCCGCGUGGCGCGGUUGGAAGGAACGAGCCGCCUUCUUAAGGCUAAGAAGAGCUGCACUAACGCUACAGAGGCACCUACGCGGGGCCUUCGCUAGGGAGGUCGCUGCGGCCCUCAGGGAGAUGAAGAGGGUCAACCAGGAGAUCAAGCUGCGGGAAGAGAGGAAUAGCCUAGCAGAGAAAGUGUGCGCCGAGCGUGCGGAGCUUGAGACGAUGGCGGAACAGCUGCGCGGCCUCGCUGUGGGCGGAGUGAACGGAGCCCGUACGGACUCACUCAACCUGGACAAUCUGUUCGAUUUCCUCGCCGAGGUUCCUGCGCAGCGUGGAGCGCCCGACGGCCAACCAGACAGGCAGCCUACUAUCGCCGAAAUCGGCGCCUCCAUGGAACGAUUAGCCGACGAUCUACAUCAGGAGUUGGAGCAUGUCCUAGCAGCGGAAAUGAAUGAACUGAGCAAGUCUCACACGGAAGCUCAGCGGAAGCCAGACGGCGCGCCUUCAGAAGCGAUCCCCCCUCCCCCUCCCUCAACCCUCGCCUUACACACGGUUAUACAGCCGUCCCUUCCGCCAUCUAUGACGUCAUCGAUCACCAACGGCAUGACGGCGUCGCUGACCAACGGCAUGACGUCGUCGCUCAACGGAAUGUCGCCGAUGUCGAACGGCGAUGCUUCUAUGGGCGGCGAUGUGAUGACGUCAUCGCUGACGUUGCCUCCUCCCCCGCCGGCCGGUGACGCUUGCGUGGAACAGUCGCCAGUGUUCCCCCCGCCCCCUCCCGCCUGCUCGCUGCCCGAGCCCGCGGGCCCGCCGCCCCCUCCGCCACCCGCGCCGCACCCGCACCCGCCCGUGCCGCAAGCCAGAGAUACCACCCCACUGGAGUUGACGAACGGCGUGAUCCCCAACGGCAAGCUAUCCGUGAUCAACGGCAAGGAGCCCAUAUACGAGGCGGUCAUACCGCGGGCAGAACCCACGCCCAAAGAUUGCUCUACCAAAGAAAUCACAUUGCCUACACCGCCGCCGCCGCCGCCGGAUAACAACGGUUUACUAAACAAAGAGGCUGUGGAAGUAGAAGAGAAGCCAUCGCCACCCGCUCCGCCUCCAUUGGUUGAGGGCAACAUCCCCCUAUCCCCGCCCUCGCCCCCACCCCCUAUACCCAUGGAUACGUGCGUCAGUCCACCGCCCGCACUCAACGGAGACUUAUCCGGUACAGAUCGCAACGCUCGUCGCAAGGAGCGGGUAGAACGACGCCUACACCAGAUGGAGGUGGCGGCCUCGCCCCCCGCCACUGCUCUGCCACCCACCACACCCCCUGCAGAUGCCGUCAAAGAUCUGUCGGAGUUCGCCAAACUCUACUUCAAUGAUCACCCGAGAUCGCCAGAAGGUACUAUAAUGGCGACCCUCACUCGCAAGAGCAAGUCUAUGGAGAUGCUGACCAAGGAAGAGAUGAUCACCUACUACAAAGGGAACAGCAUACCCACUUCCCACAUACAGUUGCACGACCCGGAAAGCGUCACCGCUGCCGUUAACAUGUUCCGGGAACUUUGCCGAUACAUGAGGGGAGAGCUAACGCCCGAUAAAGAAACUCAAGUGAUCCAGUCAAUUAUAGCCAAAGGGUUGGAACGAGAGGAGUUGAGGGACGAGAUACUAGUGCAAUGCGUUAGACAGAUAACGGAAUGUCCUGUGGAGGAAUGGGCAGAGAGGUUAUGGCUGGUGCUCUGUUUAUGCGCCGUAGCGUGGCAACCGAGCCGCGGUCUCUCUCGCCACUAUUGCAGCUGGCUGCGGGCGCGAGCAAGACAGGCGCCGCCCGCCAGAGCCGCGCACUGUGCUCAAUGGUGCCUGGACAACUGCAGGGGCGCGGCGCCCAGGCAGCUGCCGCCCAGCACUGUCGAGAUCGCGGCGAUGCGUCGUCUCGGCACUAUAGUGUGCCGGUUCUUCUUCCUGGAUGGGCGCACUAAAGCCAUUGACGUGCAUCCGGCCGAUACUGCGGCGGCUGCAGCUGCCAGAUUAGCUGAUAAACUGGGGCUGGCACCUCAGUCCAGGGCUGGAUGGGCAGUCUACCAGCAGAGGGGCGGGAAGGAGGAACACGUCAGAGCAACCCAGUAUUUGUAUGACGUCAUCGCUGCGUGGGAAAUGCAACAAGGUCCAGGCGGAGGAUCGGCUGACAACCGUUUCGUAUUCAAACGUCGUUUGUUCCGCGGCGGUCGAGAGCUGCCGCAUGAUCCCGUCGAAGUUGCACUACUUUACGCUCAAGCGGUGCAUAGCGUUGUUAAGCUGGACGAGUUCCCCGUGUCAGAGAAAGUGGCACUCCAACUGGCGGGGCUUCAAGCGCAAGUUUCCCUAGGGGAACCCCCGCCUAGCCCUAUGCCUCCCCAUACUCGUGCCUACUACGCUCACCCGGAGCAGUUCCUACCGCAGCGAGUGGCUAGAGCUAGACCUCCGCACCAAUGGGCCACAAUCCUGGCGCAAGCGCAUCGCCAGUACGGCGCCGGUCGAGCGGAGUUGACUGCGAAGGCACUAUACUUGUCAUGUGUGAUGCAAUAUCCACUCUACGGAGUUACGCUUUUCCCAGUCACUUACAAAGGAUACUGGGCACACGGUCCAAACGUACUAUUGGGGGUUGGAUCUGAGGGCGUAGUGUUAGUACGGCCUUCUGACAAAGUGGUUUUAGCUGAGUAUCCGUAUAGCAACAUUGCCGCACUGCUUAUGGACCCCGUGGACAAUGGACUCACCAUCAGUCUCACGCAUCACGGUCAGCACGACGGCCAUAGGUGCAUAGUAUUAGAGUCUGCUCAAAAGCACGAAGCGGCUUGGCUGAUGGCUGCAUACAGCCCAGUGCUAGCCAACGGUUUAGCUGACGAGCCGCCCCGCAGGGCUGCGCCGACUUCAGAAAGGUCUAGACUAGCUGGUGCCUUGAAGAGUGCUCGCCGGGCGUUAGUUGACUCUGGCAUGCUCAGGCGACCCACUGAACUCUCUACUGGCAACUUCCUGAGAAACACUUUGAGAAGGCUUAGCAAACACCGUCUCGAGAAGAUCCGUCUAGACACAGCGGCGGAGAGUCAAGGCGAGUGCUACAAGGGUUUUCCUGCUGGCUACUGGUGCUGGUCACGCUCGCUGCCCCACAGUCUUACUAAACUUAACGAGGCAGAGGAAGUGGCCGCCAUGCAGAUAUUCAAGGACAUAAUGAGUCACGCAGGCCUGAGCACUAACGAGGGUAGCACCAGCAACCUGGCCAAUAACAACAGCGUGAGCAGCCAGGAGAGCGAGAGCGACGACCGCGUCUCGCUCGCACAGUCGUUGCUGCAACGCUGCCUGCAGAAGGACACGCUGCUGUGCGAACUAUACGUUCAACUCAUCAAACAGACCACAGAUCACCCGGAGCCAUCGUCUCGCGUCUCGGGUCGCCACUGGGCAUUGCUUUGCGCAGCCGUCGGAGCCGCGCUACCUCCCGCUAAACCAGUGCGAAGGUUGCUGCUAGCCCAUUUGAGGUACAGAGGCGCCGCCCUGCACACAGGAGAGGACGGCAAGUUCGCGCGCAGGGCCGAACAGGUGGCGCUAAGCAUCGCCCAAGUGCCCCGCCGUUUAGCGGCACCAUCAAAGGAAGAGGUUCUUUGCGCUGGUGCCCGUCGGCCGAUGCAUGUGCGAGUGUUACUAUUGGACGGGAAACAACACGGGCUAGUGUUCGGCCCCGCCGCUACUGCCGACCAUUUAGGCGCCAUGCUGCGGGAGAAGAUCGGCCUGAGCGAUGCCGCCACAGGUUACGCGUUGUAUGAGGUUUGCGCGGGCGCAGGCGGUACUGGCGCCGGUGAGAGAGCUUUAGGUGGAAAUGAGAGAGUGGGAGACGUCCUGGCUCGAUGGGAGAAGGCCGGCGCUACAGCCGCUGCUUGCAGACUGGUGUUCAAGAAGCGACUGUUCCUCGGCGAGAGGCCUUUACACACAGCGUGCGCCGCAGAGAUGGAGCUCCUGUACUAUCAAGUUUUACACGCCGUGCGACACGACCGCUUACCCAUCGAAACCGAUGAAGCGGUGAUGCUAGCGGCGUUACACGCGCAAGUGGUGAACGGCGACUGUCUGGGCGGCGGGGAAGAAUGCGCGGUCGCAGCGGGCGCCGUGCUGCCCGCGAGACUGACGCAGCCUGCCCUCCCCGCGCCCGCCGUCCGCCUGCACCAUCUGGCGCUGCGCGGCACCGACGCGCACGCCGCCAUGCAGCGCGCCCUCACGCUCGCCGCCUCCUGGCCGCUCGCACGCGCCACCAUCUAUGACGUCAUGGUCAGCCCCCCCUCCCCUCCCCGCGCCCGCCGUCCGCCUGCACCAUCUGGCGCUGCGCGGCACCGACGCGCACGCCGCCAUGCAGCGCGCCCUCACGCUCGCCGCCUCCUGGCCGCUCGCACGCGCCACCAUCUAUGA